CAUGCAAGGGCCACACUGAUCUAAACCAUAACAAAAAAAAAAAAAUAAUAACAAAUGGACCUGCAAUUCGACAGCGAAAACUAUUGGAAUCGUUCCUCGCGAGCAGCCUUUAGCUUCGACGAUGAGGACGAGGUGGAUCUCGCGCCGGAGCUGGCCAGCAAUGGGAUCCUGGCCGACGAUGCCAUCUCAGAGGCCAGCUUCGACAACAGCGCCACUCUGAAUCUCUCUAUCAAGUCCAUUCUGAGCGAGGAAGCUCUGAAACUGGUGCUCCAGGAGCAGGCACUGGAUGACCGUGUCUUGCCCAAGGGCGUCUCGCCGGAGGAGGAACUGAAGCUGCUGCGCCGUCAACUUCAGAGCACGCUGUACAGUCCGAAUCUGGAGGCCACGGCCCAAAAACUUUUGCAGGGCAAGACGGCGCCGUUGGAGAUGUUCAAAUCCCUGCACGAGAAGCGUCAAUUGCUGGACACCCUGCUGGCCCAAGGCGGUGGCCAUGCCGUCAUCGCGGUGCUGCUCUUCCUCAAGAGAACACUGAAUACAGUCCAAUUUCAUGGAAUUCUCAAAGAGCGACCCAAGGCUUUGGAGCAGUAUUUGAGUUACCUGAGAGAGGCCGGUGACCUGGGCAGCUAUAUAGAUCUGCUGCAGAGAUUCGGACGUCACCAGGAGGCGGCUCUCAAGCAGUUUCAGGCCGCCUUAUCUGCUGCGGAUGUGACCGCAAGAAAGCAACAGCUCCAGCGUUUGGUUGAUGCGUAUUCAACGGCGGGAGUAGGCAUUAUUCCGCUCUACGAACAGGUGUUCCAUGCCGCUCUGAAGAUGCAGCAGCUUUUGGAGAAGGACAAUGGCCUAGGCAAGCUGCUGCGGGAUGGAGCCACACCCGUCGAGGUGCUGUAUGCCUGCUGCCAGGCUAACAGCAAUUGGAAGGAGCAGGAUAUGCUGAAGCCAGUGUCGCCUCAACGCUUUGCCGCCGACCAGCAGAUCUCGCCGGCGCAGUAUGAGUGGACGGCGCUCAAUGAGCGGGCUCAGGCCCAAGCCUAUGCUGACCUGGAGUGCAUCUUUGAGCGCGUGCCCAGCUGGCAUCCCCUUAAAUCAAAGCAGUUCCACAUUAGCUUCGACCUAACGCUAGCCGUGCUCCGGCUGUACGAGCUGCAGGCUCCCUCGACUGUGCUCCAAUUGUUCCUCUCCAAGAUGGGCAACACGGUGGAGAAGCUGGCCCUGGCACAGCGGGUGAAGUGCAUCAGGGCUGUGAUCGAUGCCAUGGCCGGGCUGAAGCAGCAGCAGGAGCUGCAGCAGCUGAAGGAUUCGCUGCCGGAGAGGUCCGAGGAGCAGUUCUACUGCGAGAAUGCCCUGAAAUCGCUGCAAAGCAAGCGCUGGACCACGGACAAUAUCAAGCUCAAGCUCUAGAGGAUUCUCCGAUUAUUUAUAUAAACGUACUUUAUUGUUAAUCAUAUAUAUGUGUAUAUAAUUAUAUUAAUUCUACUCUAGUUUUAUUAAAUAAUUGCAAAUCACAAGCGGAAUAUCGAAAAAGAAAACAAAAAAUAUGUGUAUAUCCUGCAGAGCCUCCUUUUUGAUCUGUUUUGGAUUACAUUCUCGUUUUAUUUUUAUUUUUAGUUUAUUGGGUAAACAAUUAAAAAGCAGCAAACAAAGCGUUACAAAAA
Drosophila kikkawai is the source of this 1652-nucleotide messenger RNA. It is a transcript of the gene Vps16B, whose product is annotated as Vacuolar protein sorting 16B. NCBI's taxonomy places the organism in Eukaryota, Metazoa, Arthropoda, Insecta, Diptera, Drosophilidae. Gene Ontology annotation, cellular component: cytoplasm. The record is from RefSeq and is a predicted model, not a curated record. Gene Ontology annotation, biological process: vacuolar transport; intracellular protein transport.